Ustilaginoidea virens is the source of this 276-nucleotide messenger RNA. RefSeq lists its product as uncharacterized. The record is from RefSeq and is a predicted model, not a curated record. NCBI's taxonomy places the organism in Eukaryota, Fungi, Ascomycota, Sordariomycetes, Hypocreales, Clavicipitaceae. The transcript has 2 exons. Bases 1 to 276 code for a protein of 91 amino acids.
AUGAUCGGGGUCAUCAAGAAGGUAUGGCCAUAUAUGUUGUCACCCCUGGUUGCUGGCCCUGAUUCAGUUACGAUUAUUACACCAAGCCCUGAAGUUGUUGCUGCCAGCGCUAUCAACGGGGAAAUUUCGGGUCCGGGCUGGUGGCAGAAGCCUGAAGGAGUAGAAAACGUUAUUAUUGGCGAAGGGAGCGGCAAACCCAUCGUUGCUCGCUCUUUUGAGGAUGCUUUUGAUAAGCUUCUCGAUGAUGCAGAGGGGCAUGAUGAUCGCAAUUGCUGA